AUGGAUGAGAAUAUAGAGAGCCAUAGUCUUUCUAUUCUCUUGCAUUUCUUAUCUCCUUCUUCCACUUGGCUUUCGAUGCACUGUUCUGAAGCACGUCUAGAUACAAUUGAGGCACAGAGGUCAACGGAUAUGUCUCAUGACCAACGGAGACAAAGAUCCUUCCUCAUGAAAAUGAUAAACAAAGGUGCAUGCAUGAUCAGUUCACGAGGUUUGCCUCAAGGCCCGCAACUUAUGGAAGACACUGAAACUGUGCCCAAGUUCCUUACCAAUCUCAAACUGUCAGAUCUUAACAACCGUCCAGGUGAAGAUGUGCUGAUGAAUCCAGAGAUCUUUAGCGCAAUGAGAGGUGGAAACAUAGACUUUCUGAAGAAGAUGAAAACCAACGAAACAACACCAAUGGCAUGUUUGAAGAACAAUAAAGGAGAUUCCAUUCUUCACAUUGCUUCUUCUUGGGGUCAUCUUGAACUAGUGAAGGGGAUAAUCUCUGAAUGUCCAUCUCUUCUAUUGGAGAAAAACUCCAAGUAUCAACUUCCGCUACAUGUGGCGGCUGGUGCUGGUUAUUCAGCAAUUGUUAAGGUUCUUGUUGAGUCGCUAACGUAUUUUUCAGCUGGACUACAUGAAGAAGAUAAGGCGAACUUGAAUCUAUAUGUUAUGAAGGACAUAAACGGAGAUACUGCUCUGCACUUAGCCUUGAAAGACCUCCAUAAAAAAACAGAGGUUCGGAUGUAUCACAAUCGUAUCAGAUUGCUAAUAUUCAUGACUCACCUUAUGAAUAAAAAAGUAAUCAUUUCAUCUCCUGAUACAUCAAUACGGCAAAUGGAGUUAGCUGCCUAUCUAGUGAAAGCGAACCAACAGGCUUCGUUUCUUGAGAAUAAAGAUGGAGUAUCUCCCUUGUAUAUGGCCGUAGAAGCUGGUAAUGUCUCACUUGUGAAUGCAAUGUUGAACCUUCCUGGUAAUAACGUCCAGGGAAAAACCUUUGACUUAGCCUCGAUACUGGAAGGGAGAAAAUCACUUGUACAUGCAGCUCUAAAGGCCAAGAAUACAGAUGUUCUUGAUGUUAUUCUAAACAAAUAUCCUAGCCUUGUCAAUGAGCGAGAUGAAGAAAGGCGAACAUGUCUUUCGGUUGGGGCAUCAGUAGGGUUUUAUAAAGGCAUAUACAAGCUUUUAGUCCUAUCAACACCCCCAAAUGUUUAUGAAUGUGAUGGCGAUGAUAAUGAUGGUUCUUUUGCAAUCCAUAUGGCAGUUGAGAAAGGCCAUAUGGAUAUUGUUAAAGAGCUUCUGAAACGUUGUCCAGAUGCAAUAUACCUGCUCAACGAACAAGGUCAGAACAUUCUUCACAUCGCAGCAAAGCGUGGAAAAGCUGAAUCGUUUCUUUUGGGUUAUGUAAGGAAACUUGACACAAAAAAUCAUUUGAUUGAGGAGCAAGAUGUGGAUGGGAAUACACCUUUGCACCUAGCCACCAUACAUUGGCGCCCUCGGAGGAUGGAUGCAUCCAAAAAACACUAUGCAUAG
Molecule: messenger RNA, 1512 nt
Organism: Microthlaspi erraticum
Lineage: Eukaryota; Viridiplantae; Streptophyta; Magnoliopsida; Brassicales; Brassicaceae
Source: the annotation of a GenBank genome assembly